This is a messenger RNA of Pestalotiopsis fici W106-1, 4464 nucleotides long. RefSeq lists its product as uncharacterized. The coding region runs from base 1 to 4464 and encodes 1487 amino acids. NCBI's taxonomy places the organism in Eukaryota, Fungi, Ascomycota, Sordariomycetes, Amphisphaeriales, Sporocadaceae. The transcript has 6 exons. Gene Ontology annotation, molecular function: RNA binding; ATP binding. The record is from RefSeq and is a predicted model, not a curated record. Gene Ontology annotation, cellular component: intracellular anatomical structure.
AUGGCCGGUGGCAACAAGAAGAAGAAGGCGAAGCCUGCGGCGAACCCAGCAAGAGGCUUUGCUACAACAUCUAUAGCUACCAAGGUCGCUCGAGUCGAAGAAACGGAUAAUAACAACGGCCCUGUGCCUCCGAAAACCGUCGCUACCGCAUCGUUGACGUCUAACGUCAAGACUACAGGUUCAACUCCUGCCGAAGCCGUACCCAACCCGAUCCCAGCGCCCAAAAAGGAAGAAUUAAGCCCCGAAGAGUUUGAGAAACAACUCGAAGAGUCCGAACUACAGCUUCUGGUUGAAAAGUUUGCUUCCAAAGUCAAGAGAGAUGCGCAGCGUCAAAGGUUGAGAUUAGAAACGGAUCGGCGACUGCUCCGAGGCCAAGCCGAGGCUAUCAAUACUCGAAAAUGGCUGCCGCAGGAACUCAUGGACCAGAUUCUCGAUCUGAUCAAGGCCGAAUACCGAUUUGCAGCAUCUUCCAUGACUGCAGAAUCUGCGAGUCCCGGAAAACUGCUUCCCGAAGAAGAUCUCACCACGAAACUCUGGACAUUGCAACAAACCCUCAUAGCUGCUGCAUUUCCCGAUGAACGCGUCGAAUCGGUCCUCAAGCAUGUUCUCGAUAUCGCGCCUUACAUAGGAGGGGUUUCAAAAGAUAGCAUUUGGGGGCUGGAAGAAGCUCUCGACUGGCUAGCACGAGAAUGCACCAAGGAUGAACUGCCCGAUUAUGAGCAGAGAAACAGGACUGGGGGCAGACUAGGCGACACUCCGCAAGACAGCCCGCUGCCUUCAGGAGCCACAACACCUCAAUUGCUCGAAAUACAAAGCAAUGGAAAGAGUUCCAAGACUGGUUCAAAAUUUCGGCCAUCGCGAGAGCCUUCGCCCAAAAAGCUGGUUGUUACAUGCGACAGCGAUAUUGAACCCGAUGACCUCAUUCCCGUAUAUAUUGAGACGAAAACCAAGCUGUUCCACAUACAAAGACCACGACAGAGUGAUAGGAAAGCGAAAAGCUCGAAAAAGGGGCCAUCUGGGGGGCAGGUUUCUGCCAAUGGCGGCGAUCCAUUAUCACCUGAAGACGAGCUGAAAGAGGCGAAGCUUCUAGCCAAAAUCGAUCGCAUCGAGCAAGAUCCACUCUUUGAUAAACCUCUUGCCAACCAUCAAUGGCAGUCGGACAGGAUCGUCUUGGAGCAAGAGUUUGCGGAGCUAAAGAGACAAAAGGCCGAGCAAGAUAGUUCUGCCAAUGGUGAUUCGACGCCUCCGAUGGAUGAAGAAUCCGAAGAUGAAGUAGCCAAGGAAGCCCGGAAAAUGGCAGAAGAGGUCUUGCAGCAAGAAAGUGCAGAUGAAGAUGCUUCUCUGUCAGACCUGUUCGCAAGUCUCCCCAUGGAGGAAACAGAUCCUGCCACGGGCAAGACUGCAAAUGUUGUCAAAAAUGCAGAUGGGUCCAAAAUCUAUAUUCGCGAUUUUGGUAGCAAAUGGGCUGGUAUCAGUCCCAUGAGAGCGCUCGAGGAAACCUGUCGAUCAAGGGACUCCUCUUCCAAAAUUGUGUACAAGGUCACUUCAGAAGCUCAAUUCGCUAGUCGGCAAAUGUUGACGGUGAUCUGGUCUAAACCACAAGAACCCAUCCUACCCGAAAUUGAGCAUGUCGAAUCAACCAUCUUGCCACGCCAAUUCUCCUUCCACAUGGCAACAAUUGCCACACCGGACAAGAAGCAAUCGGAAGCAUACAUUGCGACCGUUGCGCUCUUUGCCAUCUUCGGCUCAACCAAAGAGGAGAAGGUCUUCAUGAGAUUACCGCCCUCGUGGAAAGACCUUUGGAAUGAGCUGUCCGAGGCCAAGAAGAGCAAAACAGACGCACGGGAUCGAGAGAACGUCAAAGGACUGCGUUCUCUUGUUCGUCAAAGACAGGACCAGGAAGAAGAGGAUGGCGUCGUUCUCCAUAGCGCUUUCAGAGGCCGUGGUGGCAACCGUAACGGAAAUGGGCAUGGCGAUCAAUCGAACGGGGAAAGAGGUCUUGGUCACUCAGUCGGCCCAGAUUAUUACCAGAGAAUUUGGGCUGAGAAAACGAACACACCCAAAUUCCACCAUAUGUUGCAAAGUCGCGCUCAGCUGCCAAUGUGGCAAUUCCGGCACGAAGUUCUCGAAGCUGUCGACCAAAAUCAAGUCGUUAUAAUCUGUGGUGAGACAGGAUGUGGCAAGAGCACACAGGUACCCUCGUUCCUUUUGGAGCAUCAACUGUCUCAUGGCCUGCCGUGUAAGGUCUAUUGCACGGAGCCGCGGCGUAUUUCUGCCAUCUCCCUAGCUCGUCGUGUCAGUGAAGAGCUUGGUGAAGGGAGAGGAGACCUGGGAACGUCACGAUCUCUUGUCGGCUACUCCAUACGCCUGGAGUCCAACACUUCCAAAGAGACCAGACUUGUGUAUGCAACUACUGGUAUCGUCAUGCGAAUGCUUGAAGGCUCUAACGACCUCGGUGAGAUUACACACUUGGUCUUGGACGAGGUGCACGAGCGCUCGAUCGAGUCGGAUUUUCUUCUUAUCGUCCUGAAAAAGCUUUUGGCGCGUCGAAAAGAUCUCAAAGUAGUCCUCAUGUCUGCCACUGUCGACGCUGAAAAGUUUUCGAAAUACAUGGGCGGUGCGCCUGUGCUCAACGUCCCAGGUCGCACAUUUCCCGUCCAGGUUAGGUAUCUGGAAGAUGCACUGGAGAUUACUGGCUACACGCCAGAGCAGAGCAACCCCAACCAAAGAAUCACUGAUCUAGAUGAUGAUCCAGCAGAGAAUGAUUUGGAUCCCAGCUCAACCGCCGAUGCAGCCAAGGAGCUUCGGCAAUACUCCUCUCGGACGAGGAAUGCGCUCUCUUUGAUUGACGAGUAUCAAAUUGAAUUCGAUCUCAUAGUCCAAUUGAUUAGACAGGUAUCUCAUCUGCCUGAGCUAAUCAACUACAGCAAAGCCAUACUUGUGUUUUUGCCGGGAAUUGCUGAGAUUCGCGCUCUCAACGAUGCUCUGUUGGGCGAUCCAUUCUUCCAGAGGGAUUGGGAGGUAUUCCCACUGCACUCGACUAUUGCAACUGAAGACCAGGAGCGAGCAUUCGAGCAGCCCCCUCCUGGGGUGAGAAAGAUCGUCCUGGCUACGAACAUUGCUGAAACGGGUAUCACCAUUCCCGAUGUGACUUGCGUCAUUGAUACUGGAAAGCAUCGGGAAUCGAGGUUUGAUGAAAAGAGGCAGCUUUCUCGAUUGAUUGAUACAUUCAUCUCCCGUGCAAAUGCCAAACAGCGUCGUGGUCGUGCCGGCCGUGUUCAAGAGGGCUUAUGCUUUCACAUGUUCACCAAAUAUCGCCAUGAUAAACUCAUGAGCGACCAACAAACCCCGGAAAUGCUGCGUCUCUCAUUGCAGGACCUUGCUAUGCGAGUCAAGGUAUGCAAGAUUGGUGGCAUCGAGGAGACUUUGGCCGAAGCACUCGACGCGCCAUCAGCCAAGAACAUUCGCCGCGCUGUGGAUGCACUUAUUGAUGUUCGUGCGCUUACGGCAAACGAAGAGCUCACUCCUCUGGGUGCGCAACUAGCUCGCAUUCCUCUUGAUGUGUUUCUUGGAAAACUCAUCCUCCAAGGCACAAUAUUCAAAUGUCUGGACAUGGCCAUCACCUGUGCAGCCAUACUUUCGUCCAAAUCUCCAUUCUCUGCCCCAUUUGGACAAAGAAAUCUGGCUGAUCAAGCUCGCAAAGCAUUCCGGAGAGCAGAUUCGGACUUGCUCACCAUGUAUAAUGCAUAUCUUGGUUGGAAGAACGUCUGCCAGACGCAGUCGCACGACUUUCAAUACUGCAAGAAAAACUUCAUGUCACCUCAGACACUUUCCAACAUUGAAGACCUUAAAGGCCAGCUGAUUGUGUCAUUGGUUGACUGCAACUUUCUUCAAUUAACCGAUGACGAGCGACGAACUUUGAACCGCAUGCGAUACGCUAGUCGCCGUCGUCAAUUCUUCGAGCUACCUCAACGGGUAAACAUCAACAGUGACAACGACCUCAUCACCUCCUCGGUGAUUACCUGGAGUUUCUAUCCCAAGUUACUCAUGCGUGAGAACAAGGGCUGGCGUAAUGUCAGUAAUAACCAGAGUAUCAGUCUUCACCCGUCGAGUGUCAACAAAGGGCAUCUGGAGCUCAAGUGGCUGUCAUACUACAACAUCAUGCAGUCCAAACAAUUCCUGAAUGCACAUGAAACAACCGCGGUCGAGAACUUCGCCAUUGCUCUUCUCUGCGGCGAUUUCCGAGUCGAUAUGUACGCUGGCGUUGUUGUCCUUGACGGCAAUCGCGCACGCUUCAGCGUGCCGGACUGGAAGUCAAUGCUCGCGAUCAAGGUUCUUCGAACACGACUACGUGAUAUUCUCACACGAUCAUUCAAGAUGCCAGGUAAACUCCUUACGACUCAACAGGAGAAGUGGAUGGACAUCUGGCAACGCAUAUUCAGCCAAGAUUUCGGAAAGCCUUAG